Messenger RNA from Trypanosoma rangeli, 687 nucleotides. RefSeq lists its product as uncharacterized. The record is from RefSeq and is a predicted model, not a curated record. The coding region runs from base 1 to 687 and encodes 228 amino acids. Lineage: Eukaryota; Euglenozoa; Kinetoplastea; Trypanosomatida; Trypanosomatidae. The transcript has a single exon.
AUGUGCAAUCAACACCUUGGCCCACAGCGCCGCCUUCGCCACAGCGUGUCCCUUGCAUACCUACCAAACGUCUACAUCACGUGGCAGAGACGCAGCGCCACUCGCCGAUUCCUCUCGGUGACCGGCUCAAGCGACACGGCAAUCGCUUCGGCUCCGUAUGCCACUACGGCCUCGUUGCCGCCACCGCACUGCACCUCCCACUCGCCGUACUGCGCAGGCGCACCCAAAGCAUUACUAGUGUUGUGGCAGCAGGGCCACUACAGUAAGGCACUGCGACGCCUGGCCCGCGGAGCGCCAACAGUUUCACGCUUCAGACACACGCCAGCGCGAGGUAAAGGCGGUUACAGUCACCUCCACACGCAUCAACCAAGCUUGGCAGCAGAACAUGCAAUGUGUAAAGCAACUCAUCCAAUGUGUCGCUUGCAACUUCGCAGCGCAUGUGCACCGUUGGCAGCAAGACGGGCACCUCAAGCGCACGUGUCAGACACGGAGCCCCGCCCUGCGGCGCCCGCAGCGUCGCCGCACUGCCGUGAGGCGACAUGGCAAGUGGCUCCCGCGGCACGGCGUCUCACACACGCCGGCAGGCGGUGUGCGCCACUUACCUCAGCACCCGCCCGUCCACCAUGCCCUCUUCACCACUAUCCACCAACCGUCAACCCCGCCCUCUCUUUCUCUUUUACAUGUUAA